This is a messenger RNA of Daphnia pulicaria, 2337 nucleotides long. Its product is annotated as high mobility group protein 20A-like. The transcript has 6 exons. The record is from RefSeq and is a predicted model, not a curated record. The coding region runs from base 180 to 1253 and encodes 357 amino acids. Gene Ontology annotation, biological process: regulation of gene expression. Gene Ontology annotation, cellular component: nucleus. Lineage: Eukaryota; Metazoa; Arthropoda; Branchiopoda; Diplostraca; Daphniidae.
AGGGUUCUGAAGUCCAGGCAUACGCUGUGAUACGCUGCUUGCUUGCUUGGCUUUUUCUUGUUCGACCUCGCCUCGUGUUGCCUUUCGUGGUCGGAAUUUUUACCCUCCGAAUUUAGACAAUUUAUCUGAAAUCUCGGCCUUUUUCUGAUCUACAUGCAUUACUCUUCGAGGUAUAAGUAAUGGAAGGUCAUCACCAGCAGUCUAAUGCAACCAAUAUGCACCAGCAGCACACAAAUCCAGAACCAACCACUAAAAAUCGUAGUGCAGGAGGAGGAGGUGCAGGCAAAACAAGUAAAAAGAGGAAAAGGAAUCAAGAUCUUGGUCCAGGAGCCCCUCGUCAACCUGUUAAUGGUUAUGUACGGUUCCUAAACGAAAGAAGAGAACAAGUACGAGCUGCCAAUCCAAGUGCAGGUUUUGCUGAUAUUAUGAAAAUAAUGGCCCAAGAAUGGACUCAACUACCUGCUGAGGAAAAACAAAAAUAUAUGCAAGCUGCUGAACAGGACCGUCAACGCUAUCAAAAAGAAUUGCAAGAAUAUCAACAGACAGAAGCUUACAAAAGCUAUGUUCAACAGCAACAACAGCAACAUGUUCAACAACAAUUACAUUUGCAACAACAACAAAGACAAGCUAUGCAAGCUACUCAUCAAUCUCAGUCACAGCAACAACCGGCGGCACAUUCAUCUCACAGCCAAGUCCAGGCUCAGCCAUACAUUCAACAAAUCCAGAGUUACAACCCCCAGUUGCAUAUUGUCCAACAUAUGCAGCCAGGGCAACAUCAACAGCAUGGCGAUAGAAGUAACAAUGCCGCUGGUCACCGUCCUGAUGGGUCAGGAAAUCAAGUCGGUGUGUUCGACAUUCCCAUCUUCACGGAAGAAUUUCUCGAUCACAACAAAGUCCGAGAAACAGAGCUGCGGCAGCUGCGGAAAGCUUCAGCCGAGUACGAGGAGCAGAAUAGCGCCCUGCGGAAGCACGUCGAGACUCUUCAAGCGGCCGUCAGUCGACUGGAAGCGGAAACAGAGCAGCAGCGACGACACAGCGCCGCGCUACAGCAUCACCUCGACAGCCUGCGCGAUGUGCUGGCCAACAGUUUUGCCCAUUUGCCCCUUCCAGGUUAUAAUGAGACUCCGACGUCACAAACGGUGGAUAACUACAUGGCCCAUUUGCGCUCCAUAAUCCAGGAAGGAUCGCCUGAAAAUGCUGGAUUGAUUGCCGCCGCUCGCGAUAUCAUAUCGCGUCUGAAUUAUUCCGCCUAAUAUCUUCUGAUUUGACUACGACCCGCCACACUGACAGUUUUCUCUUCCUCUUCCGCAAGAAAAAGUAUUACUACUUCAACCAACAAUAUCGUCGCUCCGCUUAGUCUCUACCAGCUGUGUUUUUCUUUCAAGUCUAUCACACGCGGUUGGACUCGACGUUUGGGAUUCUUCUGGAUCCUAGCUAGCUUUCACGAAUUCUCUGCGGCAACUUUGUUUUCUUUUUAAAUUUUGAUUUCCCGCAUAGAUCAACGUUUUGUUGUGAGAGUACAAAUAGUAGCGCGACUGGUACCCCCUUGUCCCAUUCUUCUUUCUCUUAUACAACGUAGAUCGAUUCCAAACUCUUAAAAAAAACUUACAAUGAGACUUCUUCUUUGCCUGCGUGCUUACAGUGAACAUCCUGCUCGUUCACCCUUACCUUCGUAUCACGAGUAUUCUACCUGGUUGUAUGAUUUGUGUGCUUGUUUCCCCUACUACUCCCCCAUUACUACGAAAUUCAGACUGAACAAAAUCGGACAUAUUUCUCUCCCUCGAAUCUUCCUUUUUUUCCUGUAAAGCCUCAUUUGUAAUCCUUUCCGCAGUUUUUUUUAUGUUGAGCGAUUUUUAAAUUUUUUCUUUCUUUUUCGUCUGUAGAAAAAUGAUACUGAAAAUCGGUAGGAAGGAAAAGUUCCGAGUGCUUCGGAACCAGUCUGUCUAAAAGAAGAUAACAAAAACACACUAUAUACCUAGCAAUACGACAUUCAUGAAAACGCGACUAGAUAUACAAAAUUAAAAACAAAACGAAAUUUAGCUGACUGGUUUCGAGUGAAUUUAGAGCUGUCACUAUGAAAAAGAGGAAAGUUUGAUUGAAAAUUGUGUGCCAUGGGUCAUCCUAAAAAGAUCACGCUAGCUCUUUGAAAGGCUCUUGUUUUUUUGCUCGUUUCGUUCCCCCUCCCUACCCCCUCCUUUUAAUUAAAUGCAUAUUGCCGUUAUGUUGAAGUGCUGAUCCCAAGUGAUGAAAUUCUUGCGACCUGUCCGCUCGUCCGAUUUUGUCUUUUGGUUUGCUUCCAUCUCGCCCUGAUAUUAUUAGAUGAUGAAUUUGGUUGAG